Molecule: messenger RNA, 1401 nt
Organism: Mugil cephalus (flathead mullet)
Lineage: Eukaryota; Metazoa; Chordata; Actinopteri; Mugiliformes; Mugilidae
Gene: gatd3l
Product: glutamine amidotransferase class 1 domain containing 3, like
Exons: 7
Coding region: 108-917 (269 amino acids)
Cellular component (GO): mitochondrion
Source: RefSeq, a predicted model, not a curated record
CGGAUAGGCUCGGUAAGAUCAAUAUCACGCCCAUCAAAAGUCUUUGCAGGCUCGUGGCAUAUUGUGAAGUCACAUAUUCCUACAAACAGUCAGACUGAAGCUAAACCAUGCUAGCAACAAGGACUUUGCUGUCAAAACAAACCCUGGCUGUUCUUUCUCGUCAGCCUGCCUGCUUUGUGCACCACGGUGACUAUGGCAACUGGGGGAAUACCAAUAUUGCACUGGUUUUCUCAGGAUGUGGAUGGUGGGAUGGGACUGAUGUCCAUGAGGGUGUAUACACCAUGUACCACCUGAGCCGCAAUGGCGCUCGCUUCCAGAUGUUCGCUCCGAACCAGCAGCAGAUGCAUGUGAUUGACCACAUGAGGAAGCAGCCCGCCUCUGGCGAGAACCGGAACAUGAUGAUGGAGUCAGCUCGCUUCAGUCACGGUCAGGGAAUGAUGCAAAUGCAGGAUCUUUCCAAGCUGGAUGUCAACAGCUUUGAUGGGGUCAUCUUUCCUGGAGGCCAUGGGGUCACCAAGAACCUAUCCUCUUUCAUUAAGGAUGGCAAAGACUGCAAGCUGCACAAUGACGUGGAGAGAGUGCUGAAAGAUUUCCACCGUUCACGCAAGCCUAUUGGACUGGCCAGCAUGGCUCCUCUGCUGGCCUGCCGUGUCCUGCCCAACAUUGAGGUGACCAUGGGCUACGAGCGGGACGAAAACACCCGCUGGGGGAAUUGGCCCAACACGAACAUGGUGCAGGCUGUGAAGGGCAUGGGAGCUCGCCACAAUGUCCGCGAGCCAUACGAAGUCUAUGUGGAUGAGAAGAACAAGGUGGUGAGCACUCCAUCCUUCAUGUGGGAGACUGACUAUCACUAUCACUACAUCUUUGAUGGCAUUGGAAACAUGGUCAAACACGUCAUGCGCAUGUCAACCAAGUGAGGUGAUGCGGGGGAAGAAACACAGGAAGCUGGUAUUACAACAUACACGUCUGUGCUAUGAUGAAACCACUUUCCUGAAAUCUUUUAAAUGUUUUAGUUAAAGAGAAAAUGGUUCGUUGUGUGUAAUUGAUGGUCGUUAUGGGCAAACGUGUUUAGACGAACCAAAUUAUGUGUGAGUAUAAAGUGGAGAGUAAUAGGAGCGAGUACCCUUCACGAGGCGACUCGGAAAAAAUAGUCAUGGGAUGGCAGUUGCUUCUGAUCUUUUGUCACAGUUCUGGGACAUUAGUUCAACAGUUCAUUACACCCACACACCUUACAUAAACAGUAACUGUGUAUUUUGUACCAGAAAGGCUGAAUCAGUGUUGAUCCACUCCUUAUAUGGCGAUGUGCAGUGGCCUAAAUCAUGUAUCACUCUCUGAUCCAACUGAAAUAAUAAAAUGUGAGAUGUUACAUCCUUGAAAUAAACUAAAAUCCUAUGGACAGCC